This is a messenger RNA of Penicillium samsonianum, 198 nucleotides long. RefSeq lists its product as uncharacterized. The transcript has a single exon. Bases 1 to 198 code for a protein of 65 amino acids. Lineage: Eukaryota; Fungi; Ascomycota; Eurotiomycetes; Eurotiales; Aspergillaceae. The record is from RefSeq and is a predicted model, not a curated record.
AUGGCUAUAACUAUCGCUGCUCACCUCGCCCAGACUUCUGUCCGCCACUUCUCCGGCCAUCGGCCGCGCCCCCAUAGUCGCACGGCUCGCGCGGUUGCCUUGUCCUACCUCAUCUCUGGCGUGCUAGUACCUUUCAUCCCACCGGCGCUCGAAAGCUUGCGGCAGAAGAACUUAGACUUCCCAGACCGCAACAAGUGA